Molecule: messenger RNA, 407 nt
Organism: Meloidogyne enterolobii
Lineage: Eukaryota; Metazoa; Nematoda; Chromadorea; Rhabditida; Meloidogynidae
Source: the annotation of a GenBank genome assembly
UCAGUCUAAAAAUAUUUAGGAUGAGACUUUUACUUUUCUUUAUUUUGUUAGCAAUUUAUGAAUUAUUUGAAGCCUCGGAUUUUGCUGGCAAAGAUGAUGUUUACAAUGAAGAUCAUUUAAAAAUGCAUUUAGAAGACCAAGUGGAAGUAGGGGAGAAGAAAAUGACGCAGGAUCAAGAACGAUAUCAUUAUUUUACUAUGGCAGAUUCGAACGGAGAUGGUUUCAUUGAUGGAGUUGAAGUUUUUAAGGCCAUUCACCACGACCAUGAAAAUGGAGAACAUCUCGCUUCACAAAGUGAUAACGAAAUUGAAGAAAAGGUUGAUGGUGUAUUGAAAUCUUUUGAUUUAGAUGGUAAUUCUGUGAUUGAUUAUUCAGAAUAUAUAAAAGGAAUAGAAAGGGAAGAAUAA